Molecule: messenger RNA, 1693 nt
Organism: Cryptomeria japonica (Japanese cedar)
Lineage: Eukaryota; Viridiplantae; Streptophyta; Pinopsida; Cupressales; Cupressaceae
Product: AP2/ERF and B3 domain-containing transcription factor RAV1-like
Exons: 3
Coding region: 125-1546 (473 amino acids)
Biological process (GO): regulation of DNA-templated transcription
Molecular function (GO): DNA-binding transcription factor activity; DNA binding
Source: RefSeq, a predicted model, not a curated record
AUUAACUUGUUAUAAAUAAGUCUUAUCAAAUUCAAUUUGAUAUUGAAAAGUGAAGAAGAAAGAAACAAAUUGUGCUUUACUGAUCAGGUAUCAGAGCACAGCUUGAGUUUGUAUCAGAUUUGUAAUGGAAAAGGGUUUUUCAAAGGAGACAUAUGAAGAAGGGUAUGAAAGCCCUGAUUCUAGGCUCAAGUUUGAAGCUAUUUCAGAACAUCUGAGUGACAAAGAAAGCAUAUCCAGUGUCCUUGAUUCAACUGGCUCUAAAUCAUUGGGUAAGGAUAAUGAUAAUGGAGUAGAGGCUGAUGGUAAUGAAAUUGAUCAAGCGAAGGGCGAAAGUGAAGCAAGAGAGAGUAAAAAUAUUCAAGGACGGGAAGAAAGAAAAGGGGAUUCUCCACAGUUCAAGGGUACUGUUUGGCAAAGGAAUGGGCACUGGGGAGCUCAGCUAUACUGCAACCAUGGUAGAAUAUGGCUGGGUACUUUCAGGACUAGAGAAGAAGCUGCCAAGGCUUAUAAUAGAGCUUAUAUGAAGUUCCGAGGGCAAGAUGAUCAACCAAAUUUACCCUGCACACCAGUUUCAGAAGCUGAGAAACUGUUUCAGGAUUCUCUCUCUCCUGAUGAAGUUGCCCUUUUUAUCAGGGAUCAUAUUUAUGAUAGAGAAUUGCAAAAGUGGUGCAAUGCUCAUCACAGACCUAAUCAAGAGGUUGCUGGUAAUCAGGAUGCAGGGGAGAUGGGUGUGAAUAGGCAGCAUCUAUUUGAAAAGAAGAUGACUGCUAGUGAUGUGAGUAAAUUAAACAGGCUGGCGAUCCCAAAACAACAUGCUGAACGCCAUUUUCCUAAGGAAAAGUUAGAUGUUGAAUCAGAAACUUUUCUUACAUUUGUGGAUACAAGUAACAGUAGACAAUGGCAAUUUAGAUUUUCAUUUUGGAAAAGCAGCCAGAGCUAUGUGCUUACAAGAGGAUGGAGAAGGUUUAUCAAAAGUAAGGAUUUGAAAGGAGGAGAUAUUGUUUCCUUCUCCAGGGAUAGUAAGAUGCCAAGCAAUGAAUUUUACAUUACAGUCCAUGUCUCUCAGAAUUUGAUGAGCGAGAAUUGUGUGCAAGAUCAAUCUGGUUCUCAUGAGUUGCUUCAAGAAAAGGGAUCCAGUGCCAUAUCUAAUUCACUAACCUCAGUAGGUGUGCCAAAAGUGAGAAUUUGUAAGCCCAAAGAGUUAGUGAAAGUGAAAUCUCAGGAAAAAAUCAGAGUGGGUCGGAAUACAGAUCACAUACAUUAUUCAUCCCAUCAGAAAACCAGCAAUCGUUUACAUGGAUCUGCACAACUUGGUAAAAGAAAAGCUAUGGCGGAUGAAAGUGAACAUAAUUCAGAUGAUGUUAUAAAGCUAUUUGGGAUUGAAAUCGGUCGAAAAGCAGAACAGUUGAAAGAUGAUGCAGUUGAAAAUUGUCGAAAAGCAAAGAAACAUUUGCAGCUUCAGAUUCAUCCAAAAGAAAUAAAACAGAAAGAUGGUGAAGUCGAAAUGGAGGUCAAAGAAGCAAAAGGAUUGGAAUGGAUGGCUUAAAUCACACAUUAAGCUUUGACUUCUAGAUUUAAAGUGUUAAACACUCAGAAUUAUUCUUUAGACUUAAUAUGUUGCUUAGUAUGUGUAAUUUAAGACUAAUCGGAAUAGAAAUCUAGAAAUUGAAUUUGUUAGAUUUCUGUUACAUAA